AUGGCAGUACCAACCCACAAUUACUUCAGGAAGCUUCUCCUCCUCGGCGACAAUGGCGUUGGGAAGACCAGCCUGUUUCUUCGAUUCUUGGAUAUACCUAUAGGGAUAGAUCUGAGUUUAAAAACCAUUGAGAUGGACGAUGAAUGGGUCAAAUUGCAAAUCUGUGACACAACCGGCCGGCAACGGUUAUACAAAAAAGUCACAAGAGCUUGCUACCAAGCAGCUGAUGGUAUUUUGUUGGUGUAUGAUGUCACAAAUGAGUUAUCAUUCGAGCACGUCAAGGAAUGGGUUCGUAAAAACAUACAUUCUUGUUCUGACAAUGUGAACAAGAUACUGGUGGGGAACAAGGCGGACGUGGAUGAUGAGAGUAAAAGGGUUGUGCCGAGGUGUAGAGGUCAAGCUCUUGCGGAUGCGUGCGGCAUCAUGUUCUUGGAAACCAGUGCAAAGACUAAUAAGAAUGUUGAAGACGUUUUCUUUGCAUUAGCCUCAGGCAUUUAA
This is a messenger RNA of Rosa chinensis, 498 nucleotides long. Its product is annotated as ras-related protein RAB1BV. The record is from RefSeq and is a predicted model, not a curated record. The transcript has a single exon. Gene Ontology annotation, molecular function: GTP binding; GTPase activity. Gene Ontology annotation, biological process: regulation of exocytosis; protein secretion. Bases 1 to 498 code for a protein of 165 amino acids. Gene Ontology annotation, cellular component: plasma membrane. NCBI's taxonomy places the organism in Eukaryota, Viridiplantae, Streptophyta, Magnoliopsida, Rosales, Rosaceae.